AUGGCGCACUCAAAGCGCAACACCUCCCUCCCCCAUUUUACAUCCUACGAACGAAGCCUCCUUCGUAACAGCUGGGGCACAAAACGCAGCGUAAUAGGCCGCGACUCCUUCCUCCCCUUCGCCUCCUGCAAACUAUGUCUCCAACCAGCCCGCACACCCGUCAGCUGCGCCAACAACGGCGACUUAUUCUGUCGCGAAUGCGCAAUUAAUGAUCUCCUUGCUCAGCGACAGGAGAUCAAGCGAUUAGAGCGUGAGAGAGAUGAUGCGAAGAAGAGGAUUGCAGAGGAUGAUAUGCGGGUUCAGGAACAGGCGAAAAAGGACGAGGUCGCUAAUUUUGAACUUGUCUCGAUGGGUCUUGAGGGGGAAAGAAAAGAAAGGUUGAUUAUGAUUAUGAUGGGGGAAGGACAUGUGAAAGAAAAUGCGAUUGAUAAUGGGAAUGGAAAUGGAAAGAGGGUUAAGGGUGAUGAGCCUAAAUCCGCGCUUCCUUCUUUCUGGGUUCCGUCUUUGACGCCCUCGACGGAUGCUAAUGAGAUUGCGGCGAGUAAGACUGUGAAACUUGCGCCGGUUUGUCCUGGUUCGUCGGAGACGCAGACACAUUCUUAUUCAUUGAAGGGAUUGGUUGAGGUGCAUUUUACAGAGGAGAAGGCUACGGAUGGGUCUGUUUCGAGAAUUUGUCCUAGUUGCAAGAAGAAUCUUAGCAAUGGACUUAAAGCUAUGCUUACGAAACCAUGCGGUCAUGUUAUUUGUUCACCUUGUGUUAGCAAAUUUAUGACGCCGAAUGAUACGCCGGAUCCGCAUGCUUCGAAGGAAGAACAGGAGGCUCAUUCUCGGAUUUUGUGUUACGUCUGCGAGACUGAUUUGACGGAAGUUGGGGAGAAGGAGAAAGACGGGAAGAAGAAGUCGAAGAAGAAGGAUAAAGAAGGCAUUAAGCCUGGGCUUGUGGCGAUUAGUUCUGAGGGAACUGGAUUCGCGGGUGGUGGUGGGAAUGUUGGGACAAAGAGUGGAGUUGCCUUCCAAUGCUGA
This is a messenger RNA of Penicillium angulare, 1023 nucleotides long. RefSeq names its product putative RING finger domain protein. The record is from RefSeq and is a predicted model, not a curated record. NCBI's taxonomy places the organism in Eukaryota, Fungi, Ascomycota, Eurotiomycetes, Eurotiales, Aspergillaceae. Gene Ontology annotation, cellular component: nucleus. Bases 1 to 1023 code for a protein of 340 amino acids. Gene Ontology annotation, molecular function: ubiquitin protein ligase activity. The transcript is spliced from 3 exons.